AAUUAAUAUACCCUUGUGCACAAGUGCGCUCGGGUAUAAAAAUAACCAAGGGGUUUUUGAGUCACGUUUCAUCACUUUCGGUUUUGGUUGAAGGAAAACGAGAAGAUGCCAGUAAUAUGAUCUCAAAUGCCAUAUUAUUAGUUAAAUGAAAUGUAUUUGUACGAUAUGUGAAUACGAAAUAGAGGAAAGGGCGUAGGGGUGCUUUCGUCACUCACGUGCACCACACUGCAAUGUACUACAAUACAUAUGUACAUAUGUAUGUACGUAGCUGAAGGAUACAAGGGAUACAAGUGCAUGUUGGCACUGGCGAAUGGUGGCGUGGGAUAGAUAAGGGAAUAACUACAACAACGCAUACAAUAACGUAAAAAUAUUUCCAUGGAAACUUUGCGACAAGUGGCGAACAAAACAAUUAUACCAAAUAAAUACUUACAAACACAUAUGCUCAUAUGUACAUAAUUCGGUAUACGAAUAAGAAUGUUUAAUGUUUGGGCUUUAGUGGUUUACUUAGCAGCUUAAAUGCAGGUUUAAAGAGGAUCAUUAUGCAUUGAAUUCAUGCAGUCAAUUAUCACUAUAACAAUUCGAGUAACCAACUAUUUCGAAAAUGUUGUUUAAAUCCAUAUACAUAUGUACAUACAUAAUUCAAUUGUGAUAAAAAAAAAAUAAAAAUAAAGGCAACAACACGUAAAAACUACGUGUUAAAGUAGGCAUUAAUAUGAAGUCAUAAAGAAUACAUACAUACGUAUGAAUGCAAAUAUCUACUAUGAUGACGCAUGCAGGCUUAUCGCGAUAACUUCAAGCAAACACCUUGCCCAACAACAUUUGAGCAGACCUCAACAGGUCGAUUGCCUUUUUCUAAGUCGUCGAAUCGCAAUCGGAACGCUACAGAUAAAUUAACUGGUUGUACGAGUGGAACUAACCCAGCUGUUGCAUCUUCCGAGACUGCUGCAUUACCAACGCCUAGAAUGUUAAGCCCAACUGCAACUGGAGAGCCUAUGUCAACGGCUGCUUUACUACGACAAAAUCAUGAGCUGCGUCAACGUCUGUCAGAAGAGGCAAGCAGCUAUAGGCGUCGUAUAGACACCUAUAAGCAGGCGCAACAAAAUCAAGCUAAUCUAGUUGGUCGCUUGCAAUCCAAAAUACAACAAUAUCGGCAGCGUUGUAGCGAUUUGGAAGAUCGCAUGCAUGAAUCGAUUAAACAUACACCCCUGCCUCCGCCAUGCGCCCCAAAGAUAACCACCGGUCCAACAUCUAGUCAAGUUAUGUGUUCAACUUCAAUGGCUUUAGGUCAAUCAAGCCUGCCAUGCUCAUCUUCGUUGGACUCACCACCUAUAACCUGUGCACGCGAUUUCAUUGUACAUGAGGAUAGUGGUGAACUUUGCCGUAAACUUGAGGAUGAGCAUAGCAAAUGUGAACAACUCAUUGCGCAGAAUAAUACAUUGCGACAACAAUUGGAAGAAUCUAAUCGCACGAACGAGGCCAUCACUAAUGACCUACAGAAGUUGACUAAUGAUUUUUCCAAUCUACGAGACGAAUUGCUUAUUAAGGAGGACGAAUAUAAGGAAGAGGAGCAGGCCUUUAAAGAUUACUACAAUGGCGAGCAUAACCGUCUGCUUAAAAUGUGGCGUGAAGUUGUUGCUGUUAAACGAGCUUUCAAAGACAUGCAAUCGGCCAUGAAAAAUGAAGUUGGAAAAAUGGGACUAGAGAUAAGCGGUAUUACCAAGGAUGUAACAAACUCAUGUGGCGGCCUGUCAUUCGUUCUACAGCAAGCAAAACGAAUAACGGAUGAGGAGCUUGUCGAAUCCAGGCGUGAGAACAACGACAUAAAAUCUCAAUUGGCUACACUGAAGGUGCAAUAUGAAAGCGCGCGUCAAGAAGUGCUCGAAAGGGAUCAACGACUACUCGACCUGAUGAAUCAGUUGAAGAAACUUGAAGAACGCUGUGCACAAGCCGAGUCACAAGCAAUGUUGGCCAAUCGUUAUAAUGAUGAAAUCGAGAGACUGAACAAUUCUAUACGUGAAAUUGCACAAGCUGUCGUACAAGAUGCUGAAAGUGCCGACCGUGAAGCGGACGUCGCAGAAGCAAACGAAACAAUGCAGCACAUGCACUUAACGCGUGAUAGUGGUGCUGGCAUGGGCGUGCCCACGAAAUCGCCGCGUCGUAGCUCAGCUCGUGCAUCACAAGCUUUCGCAGAAGGCACCAUAUCAGCAGUACAGGCCGCUCUACAUAAAUACCAAUUGGCUUUGCAUGAUAUGCAGGUUAAAUUUCAAAAUACCAACGAAAAUUUGCGAAAUACUAAAACACAACUCGAAACAAGCGAAGGCACAAAGACGCUAUUGACGACCAAAGUACAUCAGCUCACCGAAAAAUUGGAUGCUAGCAAUUCGAAGCUGUCUGAACUAUUGAAAGAAAGAGAUAGUCUUCAGAAGACACUAGAAGAGAUACGUCAACAGAAACAGCAAAGCGAGCAGGGGCGUCUCGAUUUAAAUUCUGCGUUUGAAAAUCUUAGCGGAGAUUUUGAGAAGUUACAGCUAAAAUAUGGAAAGUUGCAGAAGAAAAUCGAUCUGCUUGAAGAUGACAAAAAGGCGGUUGAACUGGAAAUUCAACGAAUACUUAAGGACAAAAACAUAAUUGAAAUGAAUCUAAGGUCUGAAGAGGACCGAGGAAGUCGCUUGCGUGAGGAGACAAUAUCCUUACGCGAAGAAUUGAACAGCGUAAGCCUUAGUCGCGAUCUGCUUGAGCAACAACGCAUCGAAUCCGAUAAUAUCAUUAAUUUAAUUGAAAAGCAAAAAUCUGAUUUAGAAUAUGAUUUGGACAAGCUGCUCUUGGAGAAAUGUGACUUGCAAGAGAAGCUGGACAAAGUGUCCAACAGCAACUCAUCCACCUCAGACGAAUUGAAAACAAUACAUAGUAGCUUAGCACAAACACAAGAGGAGCGCAAUAAACUCAAAAUCGAAGUAGAUGAAUUACAAAAGGAAAUAGCAACAGUGCGGAAGGAGUUGAGCAGCGUUGAAAAGGCACGCCUAGAAUUGGAAACGGAUAAUUUGUCAUAUAGCGAAAAGCUCAAAUGUACACAAUUGGAGAAAGAAAAAAUUCUACAGGACUUGGCAUGUAUCACUCGAGAUCGUGGUGAUAUUCACAAUCAACUUACAGCUUUGUGCCGCAAAAAGGAAUCCCUUAAUGAAGAACUAAUGCGAACACGUCAAAAAUUGGAGCAAACUGUCGAAACAAAUAAUCGUUUAAAUAGAAAUUUGGAAGAAAUGGUUAAAGAUGUGGAGGAGAAGCAGGUUGUAAUAGAUUUGCAUGAAAAGGAAACACAUCGUCUACAGGAAUUGCUGACGGCAUUGCGUACAGAAAAAGAGUCCCUAGAAGCAGUACUUUUCGAUACAAAUACUCAACUCGAAGCCACUGAGGAAAAACGUCAACAGCUCGAACGUGAUCUUCAGGAGGCACUCGUGCGCGAAGAAUCACUUAAAAAUUCGGUUACACGCCUGAAUAAAGAAUUGGAACAGUGUCAACGCCGCGCUCAAGAAACGAAAAAUCAACUAAUGAAUGCUGCACGCGCAGCUGAGAACGACUACAAUCAAAAGAUUGCCAGCCUCAAAGCGGUAGGCGAAGAAGCGGCUAAGAAACAUUCAGAAGAGCUUUAUAAACUUAAAACGGGAUUGGAGAAGCGUAUGGCGCAAGCACUUCAGGCACUACAAACAGCUAAGGAUGAUGAAAUUGAGAAAUUACAAGAGCGCCUAGAGGCAUUACAAGCGCAUUUAGAAAGUUUGGUACAGCAGCACGAAGAGGCUAUGAUACGGGCGGAAAAUGAAAAACAGCAGGCGCUGUUAAUGGCACAUCGAGAUAAGCAAGCAUUGAUGGAAAAGUUAGAGACUGCUACGCGGGAACUAAAGAACGAACAGGAGGGACUCGAACGUAUGAAACGUGAACAUAAUGCACACGAUGAAAAACAACGAAAUGCCAUUGCUCAGCUAAAGGAUGAAAUAUCCGCCAUGCGAACAAGGGAAGAGGAAAACAAAAUAAAACUCGAAGAAUGUAUACGAAAACAGGAAAUACAGCUAACGAGUGUAAAAGAAGAAAGAGAUAAUCUUAAUCGACUCUGUGAAGAGUUGAAAAUGGAUAUACGACUCAAGGAAGACAAAGUCGAAGGAAUUAACGCAGAACUACAAGAUGCGCUCAGGAAAGCAAAAGAAGGUGAAGCUUAUAUUGAUAGCUUGCGCAAUGAACUCACGGACUGUCGCCGUCAAUUGGCUGACAGUAAUAUUGAGAAGGAUAAAUAUUCCAACAGUAACAAGGAGCUGCGUGAUCACGUGAAGCAUGUUGAGAGCGCAAAACGCGAGCAGGCGCGCGCCAUUGAGGAAGCUUUGCAGAAAAUAAAUGCUUUGCAAGAUUCCAAAAGCUCAUUGGAAAACGAACGUACACGACUGACAACGAUCUUGAAAGAGACCGAAAAUAAUAUGAGUAAAACUGUACAGGAGCUGAAUGCCACCAAGAAUACAUUACAGAAAACGCAAAUGGACUUUGCGCAAAAGGAUGAAGGUGGUAAGGACCUCCAGAACAAAUUAGCUGCCGAAAUCGAAUUAAAGGAGCGUAGUCAACAGGAAUUGUGCCAGAUUAAGAAGCAGCUUGCCGAUUUAGAAGAAAAUCUAUGCGAAACCAGGGCAGAGCUUGGCCGUGCACGCUGUCAGUCCAAUCAGGAUGAACAUCGUUUCCACAAUCGCGAACAAGAGCUAUUAGCGCGUAUCGAAGAAGCUCGCGGUAGAGAGAAGCGGUUGGAAGAUCAGAAGCAUAACCUUGAGGUAUGUCUUGCUGAUGCCACCCAACAAAUACAGGAGUUGAAAGCUCGAUUGGGCGGCGCUGAAGGUCGAAUACGCGCGCUCGACGAGCAACUGGCUUGUGUUGAGCUUCACAAGCGCGACACAGAGCACAAGCUCAGCUCGGUUGCGCACACAUUGCGUCGUAUUGCAGGCAUUCAACCUGAUGGCAGUGUUAAUCUUUCCUAUCGCUUGAUAAGCCCAACAAGGCGUUAUAGUCCCAUUCGAAACGCAAUGGCGGCUGGCAGUUGCCAUGAUUAUGAUGCCAGAAGCACUUCACAAUGCCCGGAUGUACCUUGUGAUCUGGAUCCGGAUCUGGUGCGCAAAGGCGUACGAAAUCUAAUGCAUCAAGUGGCACAAAUCGAACGUGAAAAGGAUGAUAUGAAGGUGCAAUUAUCGGCAGCGAAAAAACAAUUACAGGAUGCCGCAGAGCAGCAGCUGCGUUGCGAUGGAAAAGUCAGCAAACUUCAGCAAAUGUUGCGUCACCUUCAGGAAGAGAAGGGCAAUUUGGAUACAGAACGUAGUAUGAAAAUUUCCGCUUUGAAUGCACUCGAAGAGAAGUUUAAGCAGAAGUGCGACGAAUGCCAGCAAAUGCGUGAAAAAAUUAAUCAGCUUGAAAUGCAGUUAGCAUCUUGCAAUGAGGAGAACUCCCAGAUCGAGGAUCGGCUAGAGAAGUGUCGUACACACGGAUCGAAAUUAGAGAACGAGAAACGUCAUCUGCAGGAAGAACUAGCGAAAGCGGAAGGACGCGCUGCGAAAUCGGACCUGCAGCGAGUUGCAAUGGAGGGAGAUAUAAAUCGCUUGCAAAUGGCCUUACAGGAGAAAGACUGUAAUGUGAGGCAGGCGCAAGAACGACUCGACAACCAGAAUCGUGCAAUGGUCCAAUUGGAAGAGCGUUGUUCAUCACUUAAGACUACGGUGGAUCAAAUGAAGGAUCGGCUACAAAAGGCGGCGGUCACUGAAAUGGAAUUGCGUGGCGAAUUGAAAGCACUGAAUAAGGAGCUCUCUGAACAAGGACACUGUUCGCAAUCAAAUGAAGAAAAAGUAAAAUUACUGCAAAAACAAUCUCAAGCAGCAGAAAACGAAAAGCGUAUACUUGCAGAGCGUCUGGAUAAUGCACAAAGUAAUUUAAAUGAAUUGCGACGCAGUCAACAAGCACAAUUGGACCGUAUUCAGCGGCUUCAAGAGCAAGUUACCGAUUUAGAAGUGCAACGUUCCGCUUUAGAGUCGCAAUUACGCAUUGCCAAGUGGAAUCAGGAGGCAGGUGAUAGUGGCGGUAUGGGCAAAAGUGCCGAUAAGCGCGAGGAAGAAGAGCUCAGUCGACAACUCAAAUCGUCUCAACGAGAAAAAUCCGAGUUACGCAAUAAAUUACAAGCUUUGCAGGACAAAGUCAAGCAAUUGGAGUCGGAGCGUAAAAGCAAGUUCUCCGGAAGUGGUGGGACCACAGCUUACGAUCGUGCGGAGAAGAAUACUUCGUAUUAUGAUGCCGGUGACUUCGACUCGAACCGCAUGGAAACCACAGCGGGCAAUUAUAGCUGUGGUCUUGAUCAUGCAGUCAUUGAGCAAGAGGCGAGGGACUUGCGCUUAAAAGUCCGUCGUUUAGAAACACUUUUAGCGGAGAAAGAGUCCGAACUAGCAAGACUUAAGGCACGUUUACACGAUAGUGCCAAGUGUGCAGAUGGUGGAAUAGAUGCGGAGCGUUACCGUAAUGCUCAAAUGCACGCUGAAAAGUUAUUGGAUGCUCGCGAGCAAUCACAUCGGCAGCAGGUCAUGCGUUUAGAAAAUCAAAUAUCUUUGCUACGUGAACAAUUAGCACAAGAAGCUAAACGUCGUCAGCAAUACAUUUUGCGUAGUUCAAAAGCCAAUCGCGAAAUGCAACACCUACGAAAUACUCUUGGCGAUUCAUUACGACAUGUUUCGCAACAUCCAUUAGAUCCUAAUUUAUUGGAAAGCGAAUCGAGACGCUUGGAUAAUGCCGUUUCGAUGAGUCUACCACCGUCAACCUGUCGGGAUUACGAUCAAUAAAUCCAUUUGUAUGGGACAACUUGAUUGUUACUAGCUAAUAUGUGGUCCAGGCAAAGGGAAAGGACUUGGAAAUAAAAAACUGCCACUUAAAGCUUCCUUAUUAAAAACUAAAUGCAUUUAUUAGAAUAUAUAUAUACAGGUAUAGAAAACACAAUUAAUACAAACAUGCCUAUACUCACUAACCCCUCUCAUACAAUAA
Rhagoletis zephyria (snowberry fruit fly) is the source of this 7041-nucleotide messenger RNA. It is a transcript of the gene Root, whose product is annotated as ciliary rootlet coiled-coil, rootletin. The record is from RefSeq and is a predicted model, not a curated record. Lineage: Eukaryota; Metazoa; Arthropoda; Insecta; Diptera; Tephritidae.